Molecule: messenger RNA, 385 nt
Organism: Temnothorax curvispinosus
Lineage: Eukaryota; Metazoa; Arthropoda; Insecta; Hymenoptera; Formicidae
Product: PRELI domain-containing protein 1, mitochondrial-like
Exons: 2
Coding region: 39-347 (102 amino acids)
Source: RefSeq, a predicted model, not a curated record
UCACCAUCUACACGAGGAAUUUGGGAUACACCAAAGUCAUGAGCAUCGUCGAGCAAAUGGUUCAUCACAUCUCCGAGGAGAAUCCUGAAUGGACAGUUGCAGAGAGAUCGGCGUGGAUUGACAGUCUCCAGGUCUUCGGUUUCAGCAGGGCUAUUCAAGUCUUCGGAUUAAAUCAAUUUAAAAAGAGUUGCGCCAAGAUAUCGAAAGGCUGUAAUUGCGUUCUCGCGAAUUAUAUUUCCCCACACAGCACAGUUUCUAAAUCCGAAAUUGCUUUCUCUUUGUUUGCAUCGUGCAUCGCGCAUCGUGCCUCGCGAGCAAAUCUCUUUUCUCAAAAUAAUGUUAAAUAAAUUGUUAAAAUACUGUGAAAUACUACUGUUAAAUAAAU